GUGUCACCCUCAAGUACCAUGGUCACACAGAAACCGGAAGUGUGGCGUUGCUUAUACAUUUAGAACUUAAGGCCAGGAGUACUUCCAGAGAUGUUGGUUCCUAACUGAUUUAAGGACGAUGGCUAGUCUGGAAUGAAACUGUAGUCUCAGACCAGAUUCUUAGGUUUUCGACCAGAAUUGUAGUUGUCGGGAGUCAGUUAAGGAGUUGGCAGUGGGGCCCGGGGAAGUUUCCUCCACGUCAGGCGCCUAGGUCUCUUUCCCAGGAACAUGGCGGACUCGAAGCUGCUAGUGCCCGAGCUAAGCGAGACAGAGACGAUGGGCCCUGAGGAGGCGCGCUUCGAGGAGCUGCUCCUGCAGGCCUCCAAGGAGCUCCAGCAAGCCCAGACAACCAGACCAGAAUCUACACAGAUCCAACCUCAGCCUGGUUUCUGCAUAAAGACCAGCUCAUCAGAAGGGAAGGUUUUCAUCAAUAUCUGCCACUCGCCCUCCAUCCCGCCCCCGGCUGACGUGACUGAGGAUGAGCUGCUUCAAAUGCUGGAGGAGGACCAAGCUGGGUUCCGCAUUCCCAUGAGUCUGGGGGAGCCUCAUGCCGAACUGGAUGCAAAAGGCCAAGGCUGCACUGCCUACGACGUGGCCGUGAACAGUGACUUCUACCGGAGGAUGCAGAACAGCGACUUCUUGCGGGAGCUUGUGGUCACCAUUGCCAGGGAGGGUCUUGAGGACAAAUACAGCUUGCAGCUGAAUCCCGAAUGGCGCAUAUUGAAGAAUCGGCCUUUCCUGGGCUCCAUUUCCCAGCAGAACAUCCGCUCCCAGCAACGUCCUCGGAUCCAGGAGCUGGGGAAUCUUCCCACGACGGGAUACCGGGCUACUGAGCCUGGGUGGGCCGGCAAUGGCCCAGAGAAGCCUCACCUAAACCUCUGGCUGGAAGCACCUGACCUCCUCUUGGCUGAAAUUGACCUCCCCAAGCUGGAUGGAGCCAUGGGGCUGUCUCUGGAGCUCGGGGAGAACCGCCUGGUGAUGGAGGGCCCCCAGCAGCUAUACCACCUGGAUGCCUGCAUCCCCCUGCGAAUCAAUGCUGAUGAGAGCAAGGCUGCCUUCCACAGGAAGAGAAAGCAAUUGAUGGUGGCGAUGCCUCUCCUAUUGGUGCCUUCUUAAUCUUGAUGUUUUCUUGUGCUUGCAAGAGCGGAGGAGGAGAGGCUGAUGGCUUCUUUAAAAUAAACUGAAAUAAAAGAUA
Molecule: messenger RNA, 1234 nt
Organism: Loxodonta africana (African savanna elephant)
Lineage: Eukaryota; Metazoa; Chordata; Mammalia; Proboscidea; Elephantidae
Gene: PIH1D1
Product: PIH1 domain containing 1
Exons: 9
Coding region: 268-1155 (295 amino acids)
Biological process (GO): rRNA processing; box C/D snoRNP assembly
Cellular component (GO): cytoplasm; R2TP complex; ribonucleoprotein complex
Source: RefSeq, a predicted model, not a curated record